Porites evermanni is the source of this 7267-nucleotide messenger RNA. NCBI's taxonomy places the organism in Eukaryota, Metazoa, Cnidaria, Anthozoa, Scleractinia, Poritidae. The record is from the annotation of a GenBank genome assembly.
AUUCUCGCUUCAUUUAACCUAAAAAUUGCUGCGUUAUAAAAUUGAGGAAAACAGUCUUUGAGCUUUUCUUUAGCGCCUGUUAUGGGCGCUGGUGGUGUCAGUGGGGAGCUAAGAGAACAUUCAGAGCACGUUGACGCGAUAUUGAGGACGCAUUUUAAUGUAGCGAACGGCCAAAGUGCAUCAUUUACACAAUCCUUUUCAAACCGGACGAGUCAACCUUCCACAAGUAGUCGUAAUUUUCCGGUCAAUGAUAUCGAGGAGAUGACGUGUUUUAGCUGCAACACCAACUUUACGAUCUUUAAGAGAAAGGUAAUAACAUUAAGUUAAAGAUUUGGGGAAUUUAAGGUGACUUAUUUUCGUGAGAAAAUGAGAUGGUACGACCCAUAUGAUCUCUCACAGACGAACAGUGCAGUAUUCCACAGAGUUCAUACACUUUGACGUAUAUCAUCUUGUCAAAGCAGAUGUUGGUUGGAAAAAUCCUACAGUAAUUCUAUCCUUUUUUAUGUUUUUUUUAAAUCUUAUUGUGCGUCCAGUUAAAAAUGAUAAGUUGAUAACAAUCUUCUAGGUGUGCUAGUUAAAUCACAAGAUGCAGAGGCUUAAAUUCAUUUUUUAAAUAUCUUUAUUAAUAAGCUUGAGUAAAAUUGUUCACAAACGUGUCAAUUAUUUAAUGUUUCGUCAUCCAACGUAACAGUCCAAUCUAAUUGUUUGUUUAGAGUUCUUAUCUUUACUGAUCUGUCUUUGAUUGGAGAGGAAAGAAAGUUGAGCUAACAAGGAACAACAGUCCUGAAGUUAAUUUAAACACAAACAAACAAACGAUUUUAAUUAAUCUUUGUAUAUCACUGUUUUGCGUCCAAAAGAGUGAAGUUUGCUCUAUAUCUUUUUUCUUUUAUUGAGCUUGAUAUUGGGUGUGUACGUGAUGUUAUUUUUAAUACCAUAACCUUGCGGAGGAAAAAAAGUGUAUUAAUUUCAUACUUUCAUUCAUUUCCUAGUAUCAAUUUUUUUUUUAAAUUUUGUACCCAGCAUUAGAGGGAACAGUGGCAAUUUUUUGUCUUGAUCAAAAUUUUGAAGUUUCUUUCUUGUGUUUGCAAAGUAAUGUAUGGCUAAUACUGCAGUGCAAAAAAUAAAUAAGUGAGUAAUGAUAAAUAACAACAUAUGUUUGAUAUGGGCUGUUUUUGUACUAGAGGAAAUUCUCAGUAUAUAUACAUUAAGACCCCAAUAUUGCUAACUCCUCGCUAAAUCAAACUAAGUCCAAUUUCCCUUGGAUUUCAACCCUCUUUUCAAUCAUUUUUACUCAGUUAUUUCAAACUUGAAUUCCCUGCUAACUUGAACUAAAUCUCCUUUCCCAUGAUCAAAAAUUCACUGAAUUUUGCCCUGAUAACUCAAAUUCUGGUUCCUUUAAUUUCACUUGGAUGCCAUCCCAUUAGCUCUUCUUGUUGUGUAGGGGUAAAAACACUAAAACUAACAUGGGCUUAUAAUACACAAUUUGAUUCUAAUUGGUGCAAUGAACCGAUCACAUUUUAUCAUAAAUAAUGCCUAGUCAUGUUGCCAUUUCUGAUGAAAUAAGUUAAGUUGCACUGCACUAUUCACUGAAGUGCUGAAAAAUCAGUAACCAUUGAUUUUUUAACAUGGCAAAUUGAAUUUUGCAAUGGACCCCAAUAACUUGAAUCCCUGCUAACUCUAACUGUUUUUUGUUUCCCUUCAGAGUUGGAGUUACCGGGGUUCUACUGUACUGGAAAUAACCCAGAGCAGUGAAAUGUUUUAUAAUUGUCCACGUGUUUAAGAUGUCCUCUAGUAUAAAUACGGCCUUUGUCUUGCUAUUAAUAAUUUUUUGCCGGAUCUGAACUCAGGACUGCCAGGAUUGCAAUCUAAGGCACUGACCACUUGGCCACAUUGCAUCCCCAAAUACACAUGCCUAAAUAAAAAAUUAUUUAAUUGUGGGUGACCACAGGAAUCAGCAAUCCUAACCUCCAGGGCCCAGUUGUUCGAAAGUCGAUUAGCGCUUAACCCAGAGUUAAAUUUAAUCCGUGUUUCUUUUUCUUGUGUUCAAAAGUAUUUUCUGGGAUAAUUUUCUCUGUUAUGUUUAGAGCUUCCAAACAUCAAUGUGUAGACAGAAAGAAUUAAAACUGAAGUGGUUUUUAAGCUUUCAAAUCCGAAUUCAAAUCUUGCGCUAACCCUGGGUUAUCUUAACCUAGCUUUGAACAACCUAGCCCAGGUUGCUAUUAUACACAGAUGCUGCACGUAUGUAGCUGAAUAAAAUGCAUAGAACACUAUCUGAUCUUGCGCAGUUGGACCUUCUAACACUCUCUUAACCUAAUUAUGCACAAUUUGACCUUCUAUUAAGUGAAAAUUGCAUGGAAAGCACAGCGUUAAAGCAAUAGCAUUUUGACCUUGAUCAACCUUGCCUGCACUUAAUGACCUUUGGUCAUUUUUAGUAAUAAUAUUUAAUGUUAUGAGACAUUACACAGAAAAGGUAUGGGUAACGCAGUAUCAGAUGCAUUGUAGGUAACAAAAGUAAGUAUUGUGAUGUAGUCUUUCUGUAUGUUUUUCUUCCAGAAUUUAUGUGGGAAUUGCAAAAGACAUUACUGCAGUGAAUGCUUUGCCAAAGAAACAAAAUUUGUUCCAGGAGAGAACAUCAGAAAUUGCUUGAAAUGCAGAGCUCUGCAGUAUCCUAUUGCCUACAGGGAUCACUUGAAGAGGCUGAAAGUAAGAGAUCUUCAAGAAUAUUUGAGAGCACGACAGAUCUCCACGAACCAAUGUAAAGAGAAAAGGGAUCUUGUAGAGUUAAUUUUGCGGCAUGCUGAAGAAGGGUCAAACAUUCCUCCGUCUAUGCCACCCUCUCAGCAAGGACAACACCACAGUCAAACAAACACUCAAUCACAGAGGACAGCUGGGCAACAAGGGAGCUCAACCGCUCAGCCACAGCCAAAUGUUCAGCCUGUGCAGGUAGUCAUAAAAUUUUUGUUGUUAAUCUAUAAGGGCUUUUUACCACCUGUGACUAAAGUUUUUCUCAGGUGUGCAGCAUUUGUUGCAGCUGAAAUAGGAGACAACACCAGGGUGCAAAGAAAGUGAGUUUUUACGGCUUGCCAUUCAGGCAAGAGUCUUUUAAGUACCCCAAACAUUUUUUUGAUGAGCAGCAUUGGUUGUAGUUCUUCUGUAAUUUGAAUUUCCCAAAAAACUUCACUUGCCCUUUGGGCAAGUUAAGAACAGGAUUCACUAGCCCGAUUGCAACAUCCACUGGCCCCAGGCUACCGGACACGACUUUCUUCGCAUGCUGCAAAACACAAUUCCACUUAAUACAUUAAGUACAGUGAAAGCUCUCAUAACUGGACACCCUCGGGAUGCGAAAAAGGUAUCUGUAACUGCGGCUGGCCCCUUACUGGAAUGUAAAAAUACAGAGUUUGUGUGAGAGUGGAGAAAAACGGCGUUUUGUGAAGGUGGCCAUGAGUAGAGCUUUCUGGUUAUGAGAGUGUCCGUUAGGUGAGCUUCCACUGUAUAGACUUUCACAAAAAGUGUGCCUCUAACUAUCAUUAUCAGUCCAUUUGUGCUCUCACCGUUAUCCAUGUAACCCUGUGUAAUGUAGGCUACUUUGUCUUCUUGUUUUCAGGUGCGUCCAUCGGCUCCCCCAUCCUCUGUAUGCAAGAGUCUAAGUCAGAUUCAAAACAUCGACGAAGUAGAGGAUCUCUCAGUGAAAGAGCUGAAGUGUAUUCUUUCUGCUAACUUUGUGGACUUCAAGGGAUGCUGUGAAAAGAAAGAACUCUUAGAUCGGGUCAGGACUCUUUGGAAAUCCAAACAGGAGGUGAACAAAAAGAAAAGUAAGUCCUGGGUUUUGGCAUUGUUAACGGGAUUUUGUCACAAAUAGUUAUGGUGAGUCCCAGGACUCAUUUUGUAGAAAAAUCAUUAGUCCCUGUCCAUAACCAAUGAGUCCCAGUUCAAAAAAACAAGGAAUUCUAAAUUGACAAUGCUUGGGCUUUUAUGUAACCAGACAAUAUUAUUAGUCUGGAGACAGAUGUCAAAAGUCUUUAUUACAGUUUAUUGAAAUUAAAAUAUAGUCCUUCUAGAUGUAUCUAAAGCACAAAAAAGACUAAAGCAAAUAUGCAUCUUUAUCAACAGCCAUAGAAAUCACACAAACAGGAUAUUCUACCAAAAAAUCUUAAAAUCAAUUGAACAUUCUUUGCGUCCUACGGGAUGCACGCCACAAAUUAUUUUGCGUCUUUGGGAAUUCAACGCAUCAGGGACGCAGACAUAACAAAAUUACUAGUAUUAAUUUUAAAAGUAUCAUGAUAAAUUAUAUUGAUCAAAUAGACUAACAGACAUGCUUCCUACCCCUGCCAGGCCAGCAUUUAAUCUGUUUAUCCAGCUGGUUCAAUAAAGGUUGCUUUGGGCAUUGGGAAUUGGGCAAUAGGAAGCUAUUCUUUGGUGAUCACUCAGGCGAAUUAUUACUUUGUUUGGUAUGCCCAAAUGCCCAAUUGCCAAUUCCCAAUGCCCAGAGCAACCUUUAUUGAAUCAGCUAUAUAUCCAGGGCGGUAGGAAUUUGGAAUCAGUCGUUGAAAUUGGGUUGUGAAAUUAAAUGCCCUUCUGGUCCGUUGGUGAUUAUCAUGGCGGGGCAAGGCUAAUGAGAGAUUUUAUUGAACUUCCAUUCCUUGAGAAGAAGAUUCAGCAACAACUAUUGUGGGAGUGCAAUGGAAGUGGACAACAUUUUCAAUUACAGUACAGGCCACAGGCAUUAUAGCACUUACACAUGUGUAAAUUGCGUGCAACAUGGCAGAUUUCCAGGCAAAAAACUUGCGUGUAAAUAUUUUGUACACAAACUCUUCAACGCAAAUUUUUGUGUAUUUUUAAGGUGACUAAUUUUGCUUGUAAAAAUACAUGCAACUUGUGAGUAUUUCUUCACAACAGCAAAUAUGGCUGAUGUAAAAUUAGAAACCGACUUUGUGGAAAAACGUCUUUUCGCGGUGAAAAAGAAAACAACUUACUAUACGCUUUCUCUUACUACGAACGUCAUGUGUUGUAAAUUAACAAUAAUGUUAUGUAUUAAAAUUCCUUGGCUGUUGGCUGAAGUGGGGUUUCAAAUUACAAUACGCUAUUUUACAUGUAAACUUGGACGCAUGUUACUUGCCUCGCUGACUGUAGUUUUGAAAUAAGUUUAAUAUUUCAGACUUCAGUACACUGUAUUUUUUAGACUAGCUACGUGCUUGGAUUUAUCGAGGGCAAAAUUAUAGAGUAGUGAUCUAAAGGGAAACGAAAAUUACUUCGAGUUGGCGAGGGUAAAAUUACAAUAACUGUUUGAAGGAAUUUCAGGGGAAGUCGACUUGAGUAAGCUCAACAUUCAAGUUAGGAGUCAAGAAAUCUGGAUGACUAAAUAGUUUGAUUUCACAUGGAAAAUCUUGCUACACAGGCUACUAGUUAAAGUAAGCCCUAACAUUUUCUCCAAAUUCAACCCAUGUGAGGUGGCUUGUACCAGUUUUCCUCUUUUUUGACAGUUUUAACUUUAAAAGGACAAAAUAAAAAAGCAAGCCAAAGCCAUAACAGCACUUUUGUAGAGUUGGAUUAUACAAAUUUGCUUGACUUAAAACAACCAUUAUUUUGUCAUUAGCAGUUACCAUGGCAACAUAUCUUAAGGAUUACUUAGAACUACUUUUUAGCUUCCAGCACUGAUAACUAGAAAAUUAAGCCAGUGACCCCUAAUUGUUUUGGAUGACAACUUUUGGCAUUAGAAAAGUAAAAUGCACAGUGAUUUUAAAAAAAUUAUGCAAGCAGAUUUUUUGCGAAAGUGGAAAAUACGACAUUUUUAUUCAGUAGAAACUUCCUCCUUAAAAUUUUUCCAUUUUUUCUCUGGCAUUUUCUUUCAACUCUAUCAGAUUAUUAAAACAAUAAAAAUAGAGGUAACCAGACUUGUUUCCUUGUAAAAUACUUCGAGAUUUCACAAAUUCCCCCGAGUGUUCUUGUGCUUGAGGAAAUGUAGCCAAUUUGCCUCACUAUUUUUCCCAUGAGUACUCGGAUAUUUUCCUCCAAGCCAGCUGUUUAGCAGACUGAAAAAAAAAAUGUUUCUCAACACAUCCUUUGUUUACCCAAAUUAAUAUAACUUUGUUGCUAACACUCUACAAAAAAACUGUUUGCAGGCUCAAUGGCUCCUGAUGAAGAAGACGAUUCUGAAGAGCAGUGUAAAAUAUGUAUGGAUGCGACUAUAGACUGUGUAUUACUUGAAUGUGGGCACAUGGUCACUUGUACAAAAUGUGGCAAGCAGAUCACAGAUUGUCCAAUAUGCCGCCAACAUAUAUCUAGGAUAGUACAUGUUUUUAAAGCUUAACACUUAAUAACAAUUAUUUAAAACAAAUGAUAAUAAUACUGUAUGCAACUGGUAUAUUUGUUUUGAGAAGUUGACAGUGCUUUUUGAAAAAUUUUUCAACCUGAAGUCUGUUUUUUAAUUAUCAUCCUAAUAGUUAUGAUGCAAAGCUCCCAAGCGAGUUUGAGGUGUUCUGUAAUAGUUUAUAUCCAUAGCAUUCAGUUACUAGUUUUUGGCUUUCCGUUUAAAGCCCCUUCUUAAGAUAAUAAAUUUUUUUGGUUGUGAACUUUGCAAUAUUUUGGUGUUCAGUGUCCCACACCCUUUAAAUAAAGUUCCAAUUUAAAAAAAUGGCUCGAGAAGAAGAGAGGGAGAUUGUGCUUGUAGCUAUGGUUACCUCUAUACAAUUCUCUCUUUUUGUGUGCCUGACGUGUCAGCCUAAGUGAUAUUGUGAAACUGCUUUCAUUAUAUUCUCGUUUUUGUUAAGUUUUUGGUAGUGAUCAUCUACAGGGAAACCAUAGCUGCAAAUAAUUUUACAUUUUUUAAAAGAAAGUAAUGCAAUUUGAAUUUUAUUUCCAAAUAAAUUCCUUGGACAAUAAUAUUAUAAAAGAAAUCUAGGGUUUCUCAGUCAUAUGUAACAAACCUAAAUUAAAAUGCUUCACAUAAUAAUUUUAAAAUUCUGAAAUAGCUUUUUUGUCUCAAAAUACCUUUAUUUUGUUAUUUAUUAGCAUUGUACCAUACUGUAACAUUAUUUUAAAGUAUUCCAUUAUCAAUGAAUUGUAGGUAUUUACUGGUCGUAGGAAUAGUGUGCUCCAAAAAAGGUCAUUUGAAGUAUAAUACAAGGAAAAUGUAAGAAAACUGAUUGUAUAGAGUUAUAUUUCUGGACACUUCAUUUGCAUGUGUUUUGUUGUUUUUAAAAGUUUAUAUCCGCAUAUGAAAUAUUGAGGAUCAUUCAAUUAAAAAAAAAACUUUUUGCUACCCUCCAAC